CUCGGCGUUUUCUCGCCUCGCCUGCGGUUGUCACCCCCGCCCUAUCUCGUAGAGGAUCCAUGUCAGAAUUUUCUGCGGGGAAUGCCUCAGGUUGUAGACGGGCAGAAAGUAUUUGAAGCAAGCAGGUAUCGAGCAGAAGUACUUUGUACCCUCCAUCACACUCCCCUACUCUAUCAAAUAAGAAAAGAUGCCUUGGUCCCUUGGAAAAUCUCUAGGCCUGAUUGGUCGCGGGCAAGAACCACUCUCCUUCUCUCUUACCGGAAGCCCUACUCUUUGCGCGAACACCCCUUACAUCUCGGAUCUCAACGCCUCGAGGCUUCUCUCCACACCAGAUCGUACCGAAGCAGAUGCCCGCUGGACUUACCACACGGAACGAGAUUACGAACCUGAAGACAGCUUCAAAGAGCACGCCGUGUUGUGCCUUCCGUGUUGCCAUCAUACCGAAGACAACCAGCCGGGUAUGGACGAUACUCCUCUGGAUAGAAAGGCCCGUAAUGCUCUCGAAGAGUAUUCCAAUUCUUUCGAUGAAUAUCGUCUGCUCAAACGGAGGUUAUCUACGUUAACGCACUCGCCACGGAGCGAGAAAGCUGCAUAACCGUCACCAUGUCGUGCAAUAAGCUGCGAUGCAUGCAGUUUUGGAAGCAAGUCAACCUGGCUUAAAUUUACGGCGCUACCAAUGAUCAGGAUGUUUUGGAAGGAACCUGUAACACUAUGCUUAUUUUAGAGCAUUUAGCUAUAUGUAAUUAAAGUGGCAUGAAAUGCAUGGUCGGAUGUUUCUCAUUUUAUCAAUGCAUGCAACUUCGAUAUCAUUGCCACUCUACUCAAUCUUCACUGCAAGCUGCUUUCGGCACGACUUCUAUAGCACAUCCUGUAUAGCACAUUCAACAGUCUACUGGGCUAUAUGAAACAUUAUGAGAUAGACCGAAGCGCAAUUUGUCGCUCAAGUUAAGUCGGGUGGCGAUUCCUUAUCAAAUGGUACAGAUG
Messenger RNA from Aspergillus neoniger CBS 115656, 984 nucleotides. RefSeq lists its product as uncharacterized. Bases 188 to 595 code for a protein of 135 amino acids. Lineage: Eukaryota; Fungi; Ascomycota; Eurotiomycetes; Eurotiales; Aspergillaceae. The record is from RefSeq and is a predicted model, not a curated record. The transcript has a single exon.